Messenger RNA from Sitodiplosis mosellana (orange wheat blossom midge), 5996 nucleotides. It is a transcript of the gene ush, whose product is annotated as zinc finger protein ush. Gene Ontology annotation, biological process: heart development; cell differentiation; negative regulation of transcription by RNA polymerase II. The transcript has 12 exons. The record is from RefSeq and is a predicted model, not a curated record. Lineage: Eukaryota; Metazoa; Arthropoda; Insecta; Diptera; Cecidomyiidae. Gene Ontology annotation, molecular function: RNA polymerase II-specific DNA-binding transcription factor binding. Gene Ontology annotation, cellular component: nucleus. The coding region runs from base 1433 to 4921 and encodes 1162 amino acids.
GAGACGUGUAGCGACUGCUGGAGCAAAAUGUUGGUCUGUCUACUGCCAUAUUCAAAACAACAGCCUCACACUGUACACAAAACAUACGAAAGCCAAACGAGACGGUAGACGGUUAAAUGCUUACAAUAAUUCCAUUAGUCAGCAACGAUAGUUGUAACAGGAAAGUCGUCCUGCUCCUACUCUGUCUCUCUGUGUAUCGUUCAUUCAUUCAACUCACGUGUGACGUACAGAUUCAAAUUAAAAAAAUUUGUUCAUCAGUUGUAAAUAAACCGGAAUUACCCGGAUAAAUAAAUUAUGGAAUUUAUUUGAAAAUUGAAUUGGCGGAAAUAUUGAAUUUAAUUGGAGUUUUUGAAGAAGAAAAAAAGCAGAAUUAAUUUGGAUAUUUUUAUUUGAAGAGAAAGAAGAAAAAAAUACACAUUUUAUUUGAAUUGUUCUCACAAUUGGAAAUUCUUACUUUGAAAAUUGUUUGUUUUGGUGCUAAAAAAGUGUAAAAAAGAAUUGAAUUAUACAUAUUUUUUCCAAUUUUUUUGUUGUUGUUGUUUGUUGAAAACAUUUUGGAAGUUUGUAAUGAAAUCCAACUGAAAAUGAGAUCGAGUGAACUGGAUUGUAAUCAUUUUCUACACAAAUGCUGUUUAGAGCUGUUACUAAACAAUAAUAGUGUGCGCGCGAUAGUGAAAACGUGAUUUAAAUCGGAGUGUGCAAUAGUAAAGUAGCGAGGCGAGAGAGAAAAAAAACCAGUUGCAUGGAAAAAGCGAUAAAUUUAUUGACACACAACUCAAAAAUGCAUAUAAUAUUCCGUUCUCAUAUCUUUUAACGUCGUUCUAAAAAUUCAAAUAAGCCAAUAGCACACUCACCAACGUGAAUAUGCACAAUUGCACAUGCAUAAGAAUUAACAGCAGCACUGAUUUAUUCAAGAAUUAAUGUUAACGUCAACUAUUCAACCAACAAACGGUGAAUGCAAUUGUUGUUUUUUUGUUCUCGUUCAAUUGCCGUUGUCAUGAGCUGCAGAGACUCUGUUUGAUGCUAAGAUUUCCGAAGCGUGAUUUGGUGCACUGAUUUUAAAGUCAAGAUAAAUUAAUCGUAAUAAAUAUUUGUUAUCAUUGUUAUUGAACGUCGCCUUCGAUUUCAACUGCGAAUCGCUAAACGCGAAUGAAAACAAACAUAAACACAAUAAAUCAGCUAAAUGACCAAAGGUGGCAAGCUGUUUUUUCUCUCUAAAUAUUCACAUUCGAGACAUAUUCAUAGACUGGAAUGUUGGCAUUUCUAUUGAUUUGAAAUUAAACGCGCGAUAAAACCGCUAACUGCUAGAGCCCGAGAGCAGACUGAGAAGAUAAACGACACGAUCACAUCCAUGAAAUGAACGACACACCACGACAGCAUUUAACCGCAUUUCAAUUCUAAAUUUAGAUGAGUUUUUCUAGUGUACAGCAUAAUGUCCCGAAGGAAACAAUCAAAUCCAAAACCACUGCUAAAAAACGAAAGCGAAAAUCCAGUACGAAACAUGGCAAUCUUGCAACAAGAUCCAGAGAGCAUUUCAACCGAAAUAGACGACGAACAGAGUACAGUGGCCAGCGACGAUAACACAUUAGCGCGGUCACAAUCAAUUAGCGAAAGUGAUAAAAAAGAUACGCCUGCGAAUGAUGCAUCGCCAUUAUCAUUAGAAACGAGUUCGCACAGCAGCACUCCUGUCACAUCGACUACACCCAUUGCAUCGCCAACCUUACCGAUCGAUAUAAAAUGUGAGAAGAAGGCCGCUGCUGCUGCGGAGCAGCUGAAUCAAUUGCAUACCAAUAGCGAGCUACCAAAAUUGCGAUUGAACAUUACACUUGCAUCGGAUCCGGCAUUGCAACCAGAAGCAAAAGAUAUACAAAGUAUACGAGCCAGCGCGGUUGAAAAUUACGAAACCGAAUCAAAUUGUGAUGAUGAAAUGCGAGAUGAUUCAGCAUCGUCACCCAUACUCGUGCACGAUGAUAAUGGACCACCGCCUGAAAAGAUUCGAAAACGGCAUGAUUCCACGUUCCGGUCGUCAGGAAAUAAAUUUGUUGUUAAUUUGCAACAAUCGAAUGUUAACCCAAACGAUAUCAUUCCCAGGGUGCCCGCAUUUAUUUGUGCACCUUGUGGCAUCAAAUUUUCAUCCAUGUCAACACUCGAGGCUCACCAAACAUUCUACUGUACUCACAGCAAAAAAGAUACCGAAGACUCGAAUAAUCCACUGAAAGUGAUAUUAGUCGACGACGGCAGCAGCACAGAAUCAUCAGCAACAAAAACAACCGUUCGUACCACCAAACAAUAUGGAUGUAAUCAAUGCUCGUACAGCGCUGAUAAGAAAGUUUCAUUAAAUCGUCACAUGCGAAUGCAUCAAACAUCACCAACAAACAGUUCGGUCACAUCCAAUGGUGACGAUUGUUCUAGUCAAAUUCAACAACCUCUACAGCAGCAACAGCCAAUCCAGUUGCAUCAAGUGGACCGAUACUGUACCGAUUGUGACAUUCGAUUUUCAAAUACAAAAACAUUUCGCGCCCACAAAGAAUUUUACUGCCGCGGUCGACACAGCCGACAUGAUGAUUCUGGUCCACCCACUUCUGCCGCAAAAACAGUCGCCCAAAAAACCGUUCAACCGAAAAGUACGGAGGAAAAUAGCAAAUUUCCAGAAUCGAUUGGACCCACGCAACCAUUUUUGGCACUACCCACCACGCCCAUUAUCAUAAUACCGUACUCGUUAAUCCGUGGUGCAAACGUAUUGCCAGGACCUUUGAGUGUAUCGGCUGGAGUAGUGAAUCCCGAUUUGAAUUGCUACGUCCUACAAAAUGGAUCUUUGCAACCAAUUGCCCAGGCCAUUUCGAUGCCGAGCAUAAGCGAAAGAGCAACUAAACCAUCGUCGACACGAGCACAAACGCCCGUCGCCAAAACAUCGUCUCAACCAAGCGAUUCCGAAGUUAGUCCGAAUCAUCUGGACACAACGAAAAAUUCUAAACGAAGAGAAACACAUAAUCGAGAGGGAAAUACAACGCCAUUAGACUUAUCAGUGCGGCGGUUAUCUAUUGACCGUUCGUAUAGAGAGCGUUCAGCAUCAAUCUCAUCUUCCAUAUCGGGUGACUUACAGCGAAUAAACAUGGACGCCCUGAAUGAUGGAAAGGAGAAUCUGUUGCUGAACAGUAGCAACUCAGCGUCACCGGAACAAAUCGUUUGUGCACCAUCAUUACCAGGCUCACCACCAUUAACACCCUCACCAAAACGAAGCUCGAGCAGUCCGCGCGGUAUUCUAACGCUAUCACCAAGCUCUCUUGCGUCUAGUCUUCACUUGAAUCAACCAAAUUCGCAGGCAGCAUCAACUAUUCUUCGACCACUUUUGGUAAACGAACUAACCGCACGUUUGGCAGAACCAAAUUCCGUGGCUGCGGUACUAAAUUCAUCAGCCCAGCAUUUACUUGAUAGUCAAAAUUUCGAAUUGGCGUUGAAUAUUGCGGCAAAUGCUAAUAACGUUCCGUUGCCGAUAGCAAAAACAACGUCUCCCAUCUCAGCUGUGGCCAAUGUUACAAAGAAACCGAUAAUCAGUGCAUCGGCUACUUUGCCGUUGGUCCAACCACAGAUAUUCGUAAAACAAGGAGUGUCGAAAUGCAAAGAAUGCAAUAUCGUAUUUUGUAAAUACGAAAACUAUUUGGCUCACAAAAAGCAUUACUGCUCGUCGAGAAAUAUUGAGGAAAAUUCGGACGGAAAAACAAAACCGAGCCCGCCUACUUCGCCACUAGCUCCAGCCAAUUCAACCAAUGCAUCGGCUGUACACGGUGCCUAUCAACAACUGAUUUGUGCGGCUUGUGGCAUCAAAUUCACAUCACUCGAUAAUUUGCAAGCGCAUCAAAUGUACUACUGUCCAAAACGGAUGGAAGCUCCAGCGCAGGUGGUGAGGGACAAGUGCGCCAAAUGCAAAACCAUACACGAUGCAGCCCAGCCUUGCGCUACGAAUCAAAAUAUCUACAAAUGCCCAAUUUGUGAUGUGGUCAGUGCAAACGCAACCGAAUCUCGUAAACACCUAGAAACACACGCUGGCGCUAAGGCGUUCAGGUGCAGCAUUUGCGGAUAUAAAGGCAAUACACUCCGUGGAAUGCGUACACACAUCCGGAUGCAUUUCGAUAAAAAGACAAACGAUUUCAACGAAGAGAGCUACAUAUCUUGCACAUUAGACGAGGAAAAUUCCGAAGCUCAUGCUCAAACGGCGACAUUGUCCUCCUCUGUAUCGACGAAUCAAGCAUCAUCACCGGAAUAUGCUCAGUCGGCAGCUCCUAGUACCGCCGCACAAACACAUCACUGUGAUAAGUGCAGCUAUUCUUCGUCAUUUAAAGGAAACUUGAUUCGACACAUGAAAAUCGCGCAUUCAACUGGUGAACCAGUUCCACCGUCAUUGAUUGGAGAAGGUGACGAGAGUUUAUUGUGUGAAACCGAAGCUGAACGACCAAACUCGGCUAGAGUGAUUGUAAAAUCGGAGCCACCAGAAUCGAAAUCAUUGGAACGGCCACCAAGUGUUAUACAAGAAACAAAUGAUGCUGUCGCGAAUAACAUAAAAAUUGAGAAUGUCGAUAUCUCGGACAACGAAGACGACGAGAAGAACUCUGAUGUUGCCGAUUCAGAUUCGGUACAACGAUUCCUCCCCGAAAAUUCAUUGGUGCGAACAUCUCUGUUGAGCGGUGUCCCAGCACCCGGUUCAAUUUCAUUGAAUGCAUCAACAUCUGAAGUGGAUAAUAAAUACUGUCGCAUUUGCGACAUUAAAUUCAAAUACAUGAGCUCGUACAUUGCUCACAAAAAGUCGUACUGCAGAAAUAUGGAAAGUGGAUUGGAUAUAGGACCGGUUGUUACGUCGAGUCCAGUAUCGAGUGUGAUUGCCAGCACUCGUUCGUCACCAAAUCAGGCGUCAGUUGUUACAUAAACGGUGUGCAUCACUGUUUUCUUUUCAUACAAAUUUGUUUACCGAAAAAUCGUUACUUUACAAACAAUUAAGAAAAAACGACAAUUGUUUCUUUUUCGUAGUAAGAAUAAUUAAUGGAUAAGUUUAAAUUUAACAAAAAUAUGCAUGACAUACUAAGAAAAUAUUCAACAAAUACAUGACGUUUACAGGAACAAAGAAUGCCAUUUAUGCAUUCUAAAUAUAAUUUAAUCGUUAUUAAACAUGAAAUGUAUUCAAUACGCUUGAUCUAUGUAUCGGCCCACACAAACACUCGAACGCAUGCUCGUUAGCGUUACAAAUCGAUAGCAUUACAAAUCAAACAUUAUGUACGAAUUAAGGCAAUUUCAAGAAAAAAAAAACAUAGUCACAUGUGAUCCUAAAUAACAAAUACGAAUUGAUACAUUUAAAUAGAGUCACUUGACGCAAUGAAUUAACAUGUAAAACGAUAUAUCGAAUGCAACGGACUGAGAAACGUAACACAUUUAAAUAAUAAUUAACAAUUUAAGGAAUACUAACCUACUUGAUCCCAUUGUGUGUAUGCCAAGAUACACAAAGCUUUCCAUUUUCGUUUUAGAUCCCCGAAUUUCCAAUCUAAUUAAUCUAGUACAUCGAUCUCAAUUCAAAAUUUUGGCCAUGAGAACGAAAUUGAACCGGUACAAUAACUAACUAAAAUGAAAUGCUAUGCCAACAACCUCUACUACUUAAAAUAAUAAUCUGCGUGUUUUGAACAUCAUGACCAAUAGCAAAGCCAUGAGAUCGUUGAAAAGUUUUUCCAAUGAAAUUGAAAUAUUCAUAAUCUUUUUGCCAUAUUUAUAAUGAUUCCAAAACUAUGAACACUAGGGUUUUUUCGGCAUCGUUCAAUCGAAAAAUGGUAAGUCUCAUUCGAUAGAUCUCAGAAUUCUGAGUCGAUUGAUAAUAUUUUUGUCGCGGAUGGACUUGUGGUGACACUUUCCGAAACUACGAAAAAAAAUGUUUUCUUCUGAAUUUCUAUAUUAACGUGUGACAACUAGAUUCAAUUUUAUGUUUUUUUGUCAAAUUUUUGCUUACAAAUUUCAAA